Colius striatus (speckled mousebird) is the source of this 1095-nucleotide messenger RNA. RefSeq names its product dynein axonemal light intermediate chain 1 (gene DNALI1). The transcript has 6 exons. Gene Ontology annotation, cellular component: filopodium; axoneme. NCBI's taxonomy places the organism in Eukaryota, Metazoa, Chordata, Aves, Coliiformes, Coliidae. Gene Ontology annotation, molecular function: dynein heavy chain binding. The record is from RefSeq and is a predicted model, not a curated record. Bases 11 to 802 code for a protein of 263 amino acids.
AGCCGCCGCCAUGGCAACCGCCGCCAUGGCAACCGCCGCCGCGUCCGCCAUGAUCCCGCCGCCGGACUCGCUGCUGCGCUACAACCCGCCCAUGCUCGUCAGCCGCCGCACGGAGAAGCGGUCCCCCGGGGCCCCUCCGCUGAAGGGGAUCCCCGCCCCGCCCGCCCCGCCGGGGCCCGUCCCGCCGCCGCCCCGCACGGCCGCCGCCGCCAAGCAGCCGCAGGAGCUUCUCAACGCCAUCCUGCCGCCGCGGGAGUGGGAAGAGGACAACCGGCUGUGGGUGCAGGAGGUGUCCAGCGCGCCCAGCACACGCCUGGACGUCGUGCAGCUGCAGGAGCAGCUGGACCUGCGGCUGCAGCAGCGGCAGGCGCGGGAAACCGGCAUCUGCCCCGUGCGCAGGGAGCUCUUCUCGCAGUGCUUCGAUGAACUGAUCCGUGAAACUACGAUCAACUGUGCCGAGCGAGGGCUGCUGCUGCUGCGGGUCAGGGAUGAAAUCCAAAUGACAAUCGCUGCUUAUCAGACCUUGUACGAGAGCAGCAUUGCCUUUGGCAUGAGGAAGGCACUGCAGGCCGAGGAAGGCAAAUCAGCCAUGGAAAAAAGAAUUGCAGAGCUGGAAGAGGAAAAGCAGGAGCUGGAAAGACAAGUGAAGGAACAGAAAGCCAAAUGUGAUGCCAUUGAGAAACGUGAACAUGAAAGGCAACAGCUAGAAGAAAAGAAGCACAACGAGGAGGUUCAGUUCCUGAAACGAACCAAUCAACAGCUGAAGGCCCAACUUGAAAGCAUCAUUGGAUCAAAUAAGUAGAUUGUGGUGGUGUUGUCCUUCAGGUAGUUGCAAGAAAGGUGCAAUUACUGACCGAGCUUUGUGUUCAUAACCCAGUUUUGAACUCUCACUUACCAGUAACUGAAGGCAAAGGGAUUGGUUUCAUUUUUGCUUUUUCUCUUGAAGAGUUGAAAUUCCUUUAUUGCUGCAUCCUCUCUCAAUGCUGUCUGAGCACCAGCAACUGGAGCAGUGAGCCUGUCUGAAGCUGGUCUGUUGGUAACACACCAGAUGACCUUCAAAGCAAUAAACUAUCAAACAUUUUUUCCUCAUGCAAG